AUGGCUCCUCACGCUCUUGCCCAGCUUUCCGGCGCAAACAGCCCCUCCGCCAGCACCGCCGCCAGCAUCAGCGACGUCGCCCCGUCCGCCAUCGCUUCGGCCAUCAAAUGGAACCCUUUUGACACUUCAGUCGACCCAGGCCUCAUCAAGGGCUCUGUCUACACUUCCGCCGUAACGGUGGUAAACCAGGCGAUUUUCGGCCUCCUGAACCGCAUUUUCACCUCGGAUUCCGUCGACGACUCGUAUGCGUUCGACGGCCACCUCCACGCUUGGAUAAAUGGUUUUCACCGGGUAAACCCUCUGGGACAAACACCAUUUUUACACAAGUUUGAAACCAGAUCCGGAGCUGGUAGAGCCGUGCUUGGGUUCAUUAACGAGUCCACGGGUCCUUCCCGUGACCCGGUGUCAGUUCUCACCGACGCUGCUGGGUUGGCUUACAUGGUUCCCGCUCUUUCUGGCCGUCAGAAACCUACGCCAGUAGCAUUUGCUGUGGCCGCCGCUGCCUUCAACCAGUCGACGGAUGCGCUUGUGCCAUGCUACGAGAAGCCCUUGGCCGCCGCCAGGCUCUUGAACUACCCGGUUUUCACCCCAACUGACGUUUAUAACGGGUUGGAACACCAACAUUUGGCAAUUUUGGCCAAGUACUUGUCGAAAGAAACCGGCCGUCCCAGCGUAUUUUUGUUCGAUGGGGUCGAUGGUGCCAAGGGCUUUACCAAACACGAGGGUUUGUUGUCGGUUGACGAGGUUCAUGCCGUUUACCACCAGUUAGAAUCGGGUCACGUGACCUCCACUGGUUCUCCCGAACUGGUGGUUUCGGAGGCCUUCGACCGCUUGAGUGCUGCUACCGGUCUCAAGUAUGCUCCAUUUGAGUACGUUGGUCAUGCACGUCCUGAAACGGUGUUUGUGGUUCACGGUUCGGGUGAGUGCACAAAAAUCGGAAAUGUGAUUGAACGUCUCGCGGCCACCACGAAAGUGGGGGUGGUCAAAGUCAGAGUUCCACUUCCAUUUAGCUUCAACGACUUCAUCGCAACUGUCCCCAAAUCCACCGCUAAAUUGGUGGUUUUGAGUAGCAGCUCGGGUGCGGCCGUAUCCCUCAAGGGUGAUAUUUCCAUGGCUUUGUUUGUCAACGGUGUGUACAACCGGUUUGAUAUCGACGAGUAUACUUACUCACCUGACUUUGUUUGGACUCCCAUCACCACCACCAAAGUUUUGCACGAGUUUGUUGCAGACUUAGAUCCUGAUUCCGCAUUGACUACAGACGUAGAAAGAUUUUCGCAGCCAUUGACCGCGAACUCGUCUCCCAACGGUUCAUUCUUGGUUUGGGGAUCGGACAACGGAGAAUUUGCUUCUUCCGCUGCCAAGUUGGCCUUUGCCUUAUCCUUGGAUGACUCCAAAACCGUGUCUUUCCGUUCUAAGUUCGACAACGCUAGAGCUGGUGGUUUGUUCCAGGCACAAAUCGUAUCAGCUGGUAGCACCGCCGCUAUUAAUGAAGUCGAUGCGGCAGAUGUGGCCUUGGUUGAUGAUCCAGCAGUGUUGAAAGAAUACGAUGUGUUGGCCACUUUGAGACCAGAGGGUACUUUACUCUUGGGAAACAGAAAGAAAUAUGACGAGGAAGAACUUGUCAAGAAGUUGCCAGCUGAUUUCAAGAGAUCCUUGGCUUCCAACAAAAGUCAGUUGGUUGUGAUUGACUUUUCGUCUUUGGAUGAAUUGACUGAAUUGAAGGAUUCCACCAAAGGAUUCUCCAACGAAUUCUUGAUUCAGUAUGCAUUCUGGUCUGUCGCAUUGCCCGAAUUAAAUGGGUUUAUUGUCAACAAGUUAUUGCAAGCUAACGGUGGAGGAUUCGAGUUAUUGGGUGCCGUGUUGGACUCUUUUAUCAAUACUGUCAAAGAAAAGGGUUUAUUGAAAUCCAUCAAGGUUGAAGAGCUGUGGGUCGAUUUGGAAACCGAUGAGGAAGAGGUUUUGCAAUUGCCCUUCUUCCCAGCCGAAACUUCGUUUACCAUUAACCCCCGCAAUGAUUCUGAGAUUCCGGAAGAAACUGUUCAAAGUGGAUACGUGGACUUGGCCAAGAAGUUGGCUUUUAGGGAAGCAUAUGACACCAAGAAGGACUUGAGACCAGAUUUACCUGUCAAGAACUUUGUUGUUAAAGUGCAAGAAAACAUUAGAUUGACUCCUGAUGAGUACUCGAGAAACAUUUUUCAUAUUGAAUUUGAUGUUUCUGGUACUGGAUUAACCUAUGACAUUGGUGAAGCAUUAGGAAUUCAUGGACGUAACCACCCUGAAGAUGUGGAAGAGUUCAUUGAAUUCUAUGGAUUAGAGGGCGAUUCGUUAAUUGAAAUCACGAAUAAAGAUGAUUCUUCAGUUUUGGAAAUCAGAUCAGUUAGACAAUCGUUGGCUGAAACCUUGGAUUUCUUAGGAAAACCUCCGAAGAGAUUCUAUGAAUCUUUAGCUGAGUUUGCAACCGAUGACAAGGAAAAGGAAGCAUUGACCAAGUUGGCUAGCAGUGAAGGUGCUGUGGAUUUGAAGAAGAGACAAGAAGUUGACUUUUGUACUUAUUGGGACAUUUUGGAAGAAUUCCAAAGCUGUAGGCCACCAUUUGCCGAGUUGGUCAAAAUUAUUGCUCCUUUAAAGAGAAGAGAGUACUCAAUUGCAUCUUCUCAAAGAAUACACCCAAAUGCGGUCCACCUCUUGAUUGUGGUUGUUGACUGGACUGACUCUAAAGGUAGAAAGAGAUGGGGCCACUGUUCUAAGUACUUAAGUGAUUUGAGUAUUGGUGACGAAUUGGUCGUUAGUGUUAAACCUUCUGUGAUGAAAUUGCCUCCAUUAUCUAAGCAACCAAUUGUGAUGUCCGGAUUGGGUACAGGGUUGGCUCCUUUCAAGGCCUUCAUUGAAGAAAAGAUCUGGCAACAACAACAAGGAAUGGAAAUCGGUGACAUCUUCUUGUUCAUGGGUUCGAGACACAAGAAAGAAGAGUAUCUUUAUGGUGAAUUAUGGGAGGCUUAUAAAGAUGCAGGUAUUUUGACCCAUAUUGGUGCUGCUUUCUCUAGAGACCAACCUGAAAAGAUUUAUAUUCAAGAUAAGAUCAGAGAUAAGAUUGAAGACUUGACCAAUGCUAUGGUUGAUAAGAACGGGUCUUUCUACUUGUGUGGUCCUACUUGGCCAGUUCCCGACAUUACUGCUUGUCUUGAAGACGUGAUGAAAAAUGCUGCUGCUAAGAAGGGCGAGGAGAUUAAAGACCUUACCAAGUUGAUCGAAGACUUAAAGGAAGAAGGUAGAUACGUUUUAGAAGUUUACUAG
Yamadazyma tenuis ATCC 10573 is the source of this 3294-nucleotide messenger RNA. It is a transcript of the gene MET10, whose product is annotated as sulfite reductase subunit alpha. Lineage: Eukaryota; Fungi; Ascomycota; Pichiomycetes; Serinales; Debaryomycetaceae. Gene Ontology annotation, molecular function: sulfite reductase (NADPH) activity; flavin adenine dinucleotide binding; FMN binding. The record is from RefSeq and is a predicted model, not a curated record. Gene Ontology annotation, cellular component: cytosol.